AUGCAGAACAUUGUCGUUGACAACUGCAACACUGGUCUGACCAUUGUUGGUGGCGCAGGAGGGCCUAUGAGUACUGGCCAAGGCAUCGGCUCCCUUCACCUAACCGACCUACGCUUCCACUACGUCAAGGUCGCAGUGUCAACCUCUGUCAUGUCCGACAACUCCACCGCUUUGCUACUCAGUAAUUCGGGCUUCUACAACGUUGACACCAUCGUCCAAGACACUUUCAAGAGCCAGGUUCUUCUUCGGGGCGGUAAGGGAACAGUCAACGUCGAUACUUGGGGUUUCGGUAGGGUCACCAGCGCCAACGGAACGACGGCCUUCCACAAUGGCGCCAAUCUCGACAGCCCAGUGAGAAACGAUUCCCUGGUCACUGGCGGACGAAGGCAGUUCUUCACUCGUCGCCGUCCAAAGUAUGAUGACCUGGGCUUCAGUCAGAUCCUUGAUGCGAAGGCGUACGGUGCCAAGGGUGACGGCAAGACAGAUGACACGGCUGUUCUGAAACACCUCUUUUCGGCUGCCGCCAACAUGUCUGCGAUUGUAUAUGUUCCAUUUGGUGUAUAUAUCAUCACAGACACUGUUGAAAUUCCUGUUGGUUCGCGAGUUAUCGGGCAGGCUUGGCCUCAGAUCAUGGCUACUGGGACCAAGUUUGCAGACCCCCUUAAGCCUCGCGUUGCAGUUCGUGUUGGUCUUCCAGGCCAAGUUGGUGUUGUUGAGAUCCAAAACAUGAUGAUGACUGUUAAGGGAGCUACGGCCGGUGCCAUCAUGAUGGAGUGGAAUGUACACGAGUCUGGCCAAGGCUCGGCUGGUCUAUGGGAUACCCACUUCAGAGUUGGAGGCGCCGCGGGUACAGAUCUCACCGUCAAGGACUGUCCCAAGCUAUCUGGCAAGGUCAAUCCGAACUGCGUCGCCGCGUCCCUUAUGCUUCACCUGACCACCGACUCUUCCGGUUACUUCGAGAACGUCUGGAUGUGGACUGCAGAUCACGACUUCGACACUGCUGACCAGACCCAAGUUGACAUCUACGUUGGUCGAGGCAUGCUCAUCGAGAGUAAGGGCCCGACAUGGCUCUGGGGUACAUCAGUUGAACACUGCGUGCUGUACCAAUACCAACUAUCUGGUGCUCAAAACGUCGUCAUGGGUCUUAUCCAGACCGAAACUCCCUACUUCCAGUCUUUUCCAGAAGCCCCAGCACCUUUUAAGCCAGGUGCUUUCCUCAAUGAUCCUGAGUUCCACAACUGCACCAAGACCUCCAAGUCUUGCGCUAUGGCCUGGGCUUUACGUAUCAUCGACUCGUCGGCAGUGCACGUUCUGAGUGCCGGUCUUUACUCCUUCUUUAACCGUUACGAUCAGACGUGUCUCAACUCUGGGAGGCACGACUGCCAGGACAAGAUCUUCUACACAGAGCAGAGCUAUGAUGUCUGGGUUCAGAAUCUCGUCACGCUCGGCAGUAUCCAGAUGGUCAGCCCUCUCAACGGGGUUCCCACGCUGGGCAAGCCAAACAGAAACGGGUUUGCUUCUUCGAUCCUGGCUUGGCUUGGGGGUUCGAAGAACAUCACUGGACAGCGCAACUUCGCGGGCUAUAGGAUUCACACCGAGAACGCGCUUGACAUUGACAGAUUCCCUGAGGCCUGUCAGAAUGCGCUUACUGCUCUUGUCCGAUGCGACAACCAUACAGAAGAAUGGACAUUACCUUCAUAUCAUGGAAUUCUCCCAAGGGAUGUUGAUAUCGAGUCUGUUUGCGACGAGGGCUGUGCACGCUCCAUCUCGGACUGGCGAUCAGCUGUUGACACCUACUGCGGUAAUGCAACAUGGCAUAAUGGUGCUGCUGCAGGUGUCUUGGGAUCUUUCGUCUCACAGGGUAUCAACGAGACUUGUCAAACAGACAAGAAGACUGGAAAGUACUGCAACGAUAUCAUCUACAACUUCACUCUCUCUGAGUCCAUCGACAAGAUGCCAACCAACGAACUAUGUUCGGACUGCUACGUUGGCCGGCUCAAGAUGAUGCAAGCCAGUCCCUUCUCCUACUACAACAGGGACCUUUUCUAUGAGGAUGCUCUCAAGAAAGCAGUCAAGCGAUGCUCCCUGUCCAACGUACCCACUACCCCCAAAGAUUCUCCUUUUCCAUUCGAACCUUCUGAGCCAAGAUUUUGUCUUUCUGGCGUCACGUACACGACCAAAGCUGGAGACACCUGUGACUCUCUAGCACUCAAGUAUAGCGUCUCUUCUGCGGCAAUCUUCAUCGGUAACCCAGAUAUCCUCGAUUGCGCUGACAUGGUGGAGGGUGUGUCGAUUUGCAUGCCGCUCCAGUGUAAAACAUACAAGCUGCAGGAGAAGGACACGUGUAUGUCGGUCGCUUAUUUUGCAGGCAUUCAGCAAGAUGAUAUCCGCCUCCUGAACCCCUGGAUCCAUGAGCUUUGCGGGAAUCUCCAGUCCGCCACAAUUGUUCUCGGCAGAGUCAUCUGCACUACACCGCCCGGCGGAGAGUAUGAUCGUGAAGUCAACACCACUAAUUCAGACCCUGCAUACUCUGAGUACGCUGACAAGGCUAUCCCUCCUCCCAGCGGUGCUACUCUCGCUACCAAUACGACCAAAGCCUGUGGGCGAUGGUAUAAAGUCGAAAAGGGCGAUGACUGCGCUCGAGUGCUUGUCCAGUAUCACAUCAGUCUUCCUCUCUUCAUACAGUCCAAUCCUUCUGUUUCGGAAGGCAGCUGUACCACGGAUCUAGUUCCAGGGCGAACCUACUGUGUCGGCCCAACCAAGGAAGUCUUGACACAAACGCUCAAGCCCAUUCCUCCGUAUACACGCUUUGGUUGCUUUGCCCGCGAGGCGGACACGACGAAUCGCUCUGUCCUGACUCUAGCCGACGCGCAGCACGUCAAGCCCAUGUCCAUCGUAGCUUGUCAGUCCUUCUGUUUGCAACGGGGCUGGGACGUCUGGGGAAUCCAGAACGGCGACUCGUGCUUCUGCGACAAUCAGCUUCGUAUGGAUAGUCAGAUCAUUGACGAUUCCAAAUGCAACAUGCACUGUAACGGUAACACCACAAACGUCUGCGGAGGAAAGGAUGCUAUCGAAGUGUUUGGCGAUCAAGAUAUGCUACGUAUUCAGUACGAGAGUCUUGGUUGCUACUCGUGGAGCAAGCAAGCCAUACGUGGUACCACAGGUGGCGACACUAUAGAGUCUCCCGAUGAGAUGUCUGUCGAUGCGUGCGCAAGUCUGUGCACUGUGACUAAGAAAUCUGACUUCUUUGCUGUCUGGGAAGGCAAGCUCUGCACUUGCGGUAGGGAAAUGACACCGGGAGCUAAGACGACUAGUAUGGAGGAAUGCAAUGUAGCAUGUAGUGGUCAGCUUGGAGACAACUGUGGUGGAAAGGGAGUGGCUGAGAUCUUUACAACCAAGAACAAGAAUGUCAUAGCUAGCUAA
Messenger RNA from Fusarium tjaetaba, 3423 nucleotides. RefSeq names its product glucan 1 3-beta-glucosidase. Lineage: Eukaryota; Fungi; Ascomycota; Sordariomycetes; Hypocreales; Nectriaceae. Bases 1 to 3423 code for a protein of 1140 amino acids. The transcript has 4 exons. The record is from RefSeq and is a predicted model, not a curated record.